AUGUCCUUUGACGGAAUAGUGACAGGGGAGUGCAUCUGUGUUGAUUCUUCCGAACAUCUUAGCGUCUUUUGGCACCAUCAACCAGCGUAUCCUCCUGAAGAAGCUGCUUUAUUACUGUUCCUGUCAUGGGUGUUAUAUUGUCAUUGCUGUGAAUGUGAAGUCCCUCCUGAUGUCUGCGAGCCUCUAAAGGUGCGGUUCCUUCACAUUAUGCUGCUCAUGCUUUUUGGCACGGAUUACAUCCUUUGGAAGUUGGGUCUUAGCGAAUGGCUGACAUUAGUGAACUGGGUAUUUGAUGGAAUUCCUCCCUCUGAUGAUCCAGACCUGUCAAUCCAGAACAAAUACUUUGAUGGGGUCCAAGUGAGGAUUUAUCAGCCCAAAAGGCAAUCUGAAGUUCAGCGGAGAGGAAUAGUGUACUUCCAUGGAGGAUGCGGAAUCUUCACAGGCGUCGACACCUAUGAAAGACUGUGCCGCUAUAUUGCCAGAGAAAGCGAUUCUGUCCUCGUAUCUGUUGGGUAUCGUCUUGCUCCAAAGAGCCCUUAUCCAACACAGUUCAAUGAAUGUCAUGAUGCUACGGUUCACUUUAUGAAGAAUGCAGAGAACUAUGGGGUAGACCCUGCUCGUAUAAUACUUUGUGGGGACAGUUUUGGUGGGUUGGUGACGGCUUACCUCUGCCAAGAGCUGAAAAACAGAACGGAUCUCCCCAAAAUCCAUGCUCAGGUGCUGCUCUAUCCGUUUCUCCAAGCACUGGACUGUACUUUACCUUCUUAUCAGCAAAAUGCUCUUUUCCCUCUGCUAGGUCGGAAAGAUUUGUUGAGAUUCGCUGCACAAUAUCUUGAUAGAUCAGCAUCAAUUAUUGACAUGGCUAUUGGUGGAAAUCUGGUCCCUGAAAACAUUCAAAUGAAACACAGGGGGUGGGUACAUUCUGAAAACAUCCCGUAUGAGUUUAGAAUCAGAAACCACAAUCCAGCCAAGCCUGCUUCUCCCAAAAACAAUUUAUUCAAUUUGAUUAAUGAAGUGCUUGACCGAAAAAUUUCCCCACUUCUGGCUGAUGAUUCCUUUUUACAAGGUCUUCCCGAGACUUUCAUCUUAACUUGUGAAUAUGAUGUGCUGAGGGACGACGGCUUGUUGUAUAAGAAACGACUGGAAGACAACGGCGUCCCGGUAUCAUGGUACCACCUUGAAGAUGGAUUUCAUGGUGCCCUAGUUAUGCUUGAUCACUGGCUCGUCACUUUUACCUGUACUAAAACUGGAGUAGACAGUGUCGUCGCUUAUAUCCGAGGUCUGUAG
This is a messenger RNA of Eublepharis macularius, 1287 nucleotides long. RefSeq names its product arylacetamide deacetylase-like 4. The coding region runs from base 1 to 1287 and encodes 428 amino acids. The record is from RefSeq and is a predicted model, not a curated record. Gene Ontology annotation, cellular component: membrane. Lineage: Eukaryota; Metazoa; Chordata; Lepidosauria; Squamata; Eublepharidae. The transcript has 5 exons. Gene Ontology annotation, molecular function: carboxylic ester hydrolase activity.